AACAUAAAAAAUCGAACUCAUACCCUUGUUGUACGCUAAUGGUCAAUUCAGUCUUCGCGUAGCCGCGCUCGACUCACAUUCACAGCUACAAUUCCCUCUUCGAAACCCUAGCAAUUGCAAUUGUUGAAUCACAACAACAAUCUGCUCAACCUCAGCUCCAUAUUCGACCAUUGCAAUUCCAAGAAUCAUCCGCUCGGUCCAUACUUCAGCCAUUUCUUCUCUCCUUUGUGCGUCGUGUGCGGGCACGACCCUCUUCGAAAUCGAAAUCUGAAAACCCUAAGACUGGUGAGCGACAUUUCUUGAUUCUUCUUACUGGCGGCCCUUUGUGCAACCAACGAAGUUCAAAUUAUUUUUCGAAAUCCUACUUCAGCUUGGUAAAUCCCGACUCUCAAAUCAGUUUUGUGAGGAGAUGAUGACGUUCUAAAGGCUUCUAGUCGUUCUUGUCUCCUUCCUUUUCUAUUUGCAGUUAUAUUUUCAGAACUUUUAACCAAUUCAAAUGGGAGUGAGACAAGAGGAUGGGUCCCUUUCAAAGAUUGUGCCUUCUAAAAUACAGGAAUUGCUUUAGUUAUCCAUUUGUAAAUAGAAAAACAUGUUUGGCAAUCACUCUUCAAAGGACAAUACUGAUGAAACUGAUGCUAAAGUAAAGAAGUAUCUUAGAGGUGAAGGUGCCAAUUUGGAGGCUUUACAAGAUAAAAAAUUGAAGGGCCAGCUUGCUGUCAGAGAAGAAUUAUAUGGAAAAUCUGCAAAAGCUGCUGCCAAGGCAGAGAAGUGGCUUAUGCCAAGUGAAGGGGGCUAUUUGGAAGCCGAAGGCACAAAGAAGACUUGGAGGAUCAAACAGCAGGCGAUUGCUCAAGAAGUAGACAUAUUCAGUUCAAAGAAUCAACAUGAUAUUGUCUUACCAGAUCUUGGUCCAUACACUUUGGAUUUUACUUCAAGUGGUCGAUACAUGGCACUUGCAGGACGUAAAGAUCAUCUGUCAAUCAUAGACACGAACAACUUGAGCCUUAUUAAAGAAUUCCAUGUUAGGAAAACAGUGCGUGAUGUAGUCUUCUUGCACAAUGAACAGUUCUUUGCUGCUGCCCAGAAGAAGUACCCUUACAUUUAUAACCGGGAUGGCAUAGAACUUCAUUGUCUUAAGGAGCAUGGUGCAAUAUUGAAGCUCCAAUUCUUGAAGAACCAUUUCCUCCUAGCUUCAAAAAACAAAUUUGGGCAACUCCAAUAUCAGGAUGUUACUACUGGUUUCAUGGUGGGUAAUUAUAGGACUGGUCAAGGCCGUUCUGACGUAAUGCAAGUGAAUCCCUUCAACGGAGUCGUUACUUUGGGUCACUCGACCGGUACAGUGAGCAUGUGGAAACCUACGAGUUCUGCUCCUAUAAAGAUGCUGUGUCAUCAUGGGCCCGUUUCAGCUUUGGCAUUUCAGUCUAAUGGCCAUCUCAUGGCAACUGCUGGUUUGGACAAAAGAAUAAAGCUUUGGGACUUGAGAAAGUAUGAGGUCCUUCAGGCCAUACCCGGCCAUGCCAAGACAAUGGAUUUCAGUCAGAAAGGUUUGCUUGCUGCCACCACAGGAUCUUUUGUGCGGAUUUUGGCAGAUUUAUCCGGAUCUCAGAAUUACAGCCGUUACAUGACUCAUUCUUUGGUGAAAGGGUACCAGGUAAGGAAAUUGUCAUUCCCACCUUACGAAGAUGUUCUGGGCAUAGGGCACCCCAUGGGAUUCUCUAUUCUUGUCCCUGGAUCUGGAGAACCCAACUACGACACUUGGGUGGCGAAUCCGUUUGAAACUCCUAAACAGCGAAGGGAGAAAGAAGUGCAAUCCCUUCUAGACAAGCUCCCGCGAAAGAUUGGUACAGUGAGACGUGCGAGGAAGGAGAAACCAAACAAGGAGGAAAGAGAAGCGGAGAUGGAAGCGGCCAUUGAAGCUCAAAAAAAAAGCGUUGGCUUGAAGAAUAAAACCAAGGGUAGGCAUAAGCCCAGUAAAAGGGAGAAGAAGAAGCAGGAAAUGGUUGAGGAGAGAGCGAAGAGGCCCUUCUUGGAGGAGGAAGAAUCGGUUAAAAGGAAAAGGCAGAAGAUGGGCGACGACGAAAAUCAACUUCCUAAAUCUUUGCAGCGAUUUGCACCCAAGAAAGCCACAUCAUGAUUCUAUUUGUGCUAUUUAUUAUAUCUGAGCUUUCCUGGCGGUUUUGUUCCUUCUUAAGUCUCUGGUCUAAAUGUUUAGUUAAUCAGAGCUGGUUUUACUAUUUGUUUAUUAGGAAGUUUUCUUCCUUCUCCGGUGGGCUUUGGUGGCUUCCAAGCUGUGGCCGCUUUAAGCCCCAAGUAUUUUGGAAGUGGAUUUCAGCUCGUGUGGUCACAAAGGCCCGGUUACUGUGGCUUCAGAAGGUGGGCAAUAUUAAGGCCCAUUACAAUGGAGUGAAAGGUCCUCGCUAUCCAUAUUUGGUUAAGCGGCUAAAGAUUCACCAUGGGCCCAAUUGAGGUCCAUUAUAUCGUUUUUAAGGUAAAAAAUCUGGCCACUUGGGGCCUAUUAGGUAGGCCUUUGUGGGACUUGGAAAUCCAGUUUCGGCUAAUUCCCGUGAUAUUUUUUAUGGGCCUGAAGCCGGUACACUUGAGAGCCCGUUGUGUAAGUUUUUAUCAGCUUUGACUUCCGCUUCGGCCCACUAGAAUGGUUUUUGUGGUCCUGAAAA
Messenger RNA from Diospyros lotus (date-plum), 2675 nucleotides. Its product is annotated as probable U3 small nucleolar RNA-associated protein 7. The record is from RefSeq and is a predicted model, not a curated record. Gene Ontology annotation, molecular function: protein binding. Lineage: Eukaryota; Viridiplantae; Streptophyta; Magnoliopsida; Ericales; Ebenaceae. Gene Ontology annotation, biological process: maturation of SSU-rRNA from tricistronic rRNA transcript (SSU-rRNA, 5.8S rRNA, LSU-rRNA). Gene Ontology annotation, cellular component: nucleolus; 90S preribosome; small-subunit processome.